Prinia subflava (tawny-flanked prinia) is the source of this 1196-nucleotide messenger RNA. RefSeq names its product ankyrin repeat domain 22 (gene ANKRD22). The record is from RefSeq and is a predicted model, not a curated record. NCBI's taxonomy places the organism in Eukaryota, Metazoa, Chordata, Aves, Passeriformes, Cisticolidae. The coding region runs from base 234 to 809 and encodes 191 amino acids. Gene Ontology annotation, molecular function: protein binding. The transcript has 6 exons.
UUCCGUCAGUCUCCCAUUAGCUGCUGUUCUCACAUUCACCUCCCUGGGUUGGGUUUCUGAAGACAAUUGUUUCAUGCUGCUAAGUAGAAAGCACUGAGAGGAAACCUAACUUCAGAAAAAGUGAUACUUUUAAGUUAACUAUUAACCAGAUUCGAACAAGCUGGAGCACAUUUCAAGUGAGGGUGUCUUGUUGGGCUGUUGAACGAGAAGGAGCUGCAGAGUGAGGAGUAGGCAUGGGGAUUCUCUAUUCAGAGCCCAUCUGUCAGGCAGCUUAUAGCAACGAUUUCAAUAAAGUUCAUCUCCUUUUGGAGCGCAACAGCGACUCUCUGAAUGUCCAGGACAGCUUCAGUGGAGACACCCCCUUAAUUUGUGCAUGUAGACAAGGAAACAACAGGAUAGUUAACUAUCUUCUUAGAAAACAUGCUGAUGUCAACCUCAGAAAUAAGAAGGACCGCACUUGCCUGCACUAUGCUGUGAGAAAACGAUUUACCUUCCUUGACUAUGUGCUCAUCAUAAUCCUCAUGCCAGUUAUGCUUAUUGGUUACCUUCUCAUGGUCUCAAAGACAAAAGAGAAUGAGCACCUGGUCAAGAUGCUGCUGAGAGCUGGAGUCGAGGUGAAUGCUACAGACUCUUCUGGCAGCACAGCCCUUCACUAUGCUUGUGAAAUGAAAAACCAGGCAGUCAUUCCUCUACUUCUUGAAGCUCAGGCAGAUACUUCUAUAAAGAACCAGGAUGGGGAGACGCCUUUAGAUAUAGCAAGAAGAUUACAGUUCCACAACAUUGCAAGCAUGAUAAGAAAAGAUUCUUAGCCAUCAAGGACUCUCAAACAUGCAGAAAAUUACCUCAUCUGACAAUCCACCUUUCACAACAGCAGAAGUCCUGCAGAGGAUGAGGGUGAUACUUGAAAAAACUUGGCGUACAUCCACCAUUCCUUGCUGCAGACUUGGACAAUUUUGUGUGAGAUUUGUCAGUACCCCAAGGCCAUGAGCAGGCUGAAAGAAGUUAAUUUUAUUUUACUAAGCCAUGAAUUACUACAGUAGAGUUCAAAAUAUUGCCCGUCCCAUCUGCUUCAUCAAUUUUAUUACUUGACUUCUGCAGACUGUGGAUUUUGAAAGCUAGCUGUAAAAUAUCUGGAAGCCUAAACAUUGCAUAUGAUGGUUGGCACCCAAUGCAAAAAUAAAAUAAAAUAUCCUUUA